UCGGACGCGGCGUCAGGCCGGGCAGCCCGCGGUGCCGGGGCGCGGGGGCGGGCGGCAUGGCCAGCGUCCCGCAGCUGCUGGACGAGCUGUGCGAGGCCGUGGCGCGGGCCGGGGGCGCGCGGACGGGCGCGCGCGGCCUGCGGCGCGCGGCCUUCGAGGCGCUGCUGGCGCCGCUGCUGCGGGGCCCGGGCCGGGGCGCGCGCGCGGGCGGGCGGCCAGUGCCGGCGCGGAGCCGCGCGCUGCUGCUGUCGUUCGAGCUGCGCGUGGCGGGCCUGCGCCGCGAGGCCGAGCGCCUGGAGCAGCUGCUGGGCGCGCUGGAGGCGGCGCCCGCGCCGGCCGAGCGGGCCGCGGCGCUGGAGCUGCUGGUGCUGCUGGCGGGCAGCGGCCCCCCGCGCGCGCCCUGGCCGCGGCGCGACCCCCUGGCCGACGGCGGGCGGCCGGGCCGGGCGGCGCCACACGGCGGCUACGACUGCGACGGGCUGAGCGAGCGCGAACGGGACGUGCGCGCCGCGCUGGUCCGCGACGAACAGCGCGCCCGGGACUCGGCCCGCGCGUCGCUGCGCGCCCUGGACGCGGCCCCGGGCAGCGGCCUGGCCGUCUGCGGCCGCUUCUCCGGCGGCGACCGCUUCGAGCGGGACACGCGCGGCUCCCUGUUCGGAGCCCUGGUGCACAGCCGCACGUGGGACAUGGACGUGCGGCUGGACCUGCCCCCGGUGCCCGACGGCGCCGACCUCUCGGGGCUGGCGAUCAAGGUUCCCCACUGCGUGGACCAGUCGGAAGAUGAAGGCUUCCAGUCAGCCUCCAACCUGACCCCGGACUCCCAGUCGGAGCUGGGCCUGACCCCGGACCUGGACCUCUGGGACGCUGCGCUCACCUACAGGCCCAGCCGGCGCCGGUGCUGGGAGCAGAUCAGCUGCCCCCCUGGUCACGGAGAGGAGCCCUACCUCACGGAGGCGGGGAGGGACGCCUUUGACCGCUUCCGCCGGCUCCACCACGACGAGCUCCGGGUGCUGGGGGGAGGCCUGCUGGACACGCUGCCACCUGUGCUGGUGAAGGAAUGCGAGCUGGUGAAGGACGUGCUCAACGUCCUCCUCGGGGUGCUGUCGGCCACCUUCUCCCUCUGCCAGCUGACGCAGGCCUUCGUGGUGACGCGGGGCACCCAUGUCUCAGGAGCCUCCCCUGAGAGCGUCAGCAGCCUCUUGUCGGAGGUGGCUGCCUGCGGGACCCACUACAUGCGUCUCAGCCACUUCUCCGUGCAGCCCACACAGGGCACCUGCUGCCGGGGCCUCGUCUUCCAGGCCUUCACCAGUGGCCUGCGGAGGUACCUGCAGUAUUACCGGGCCUGCGUGCUGGCCACCCCGCCCACCCUGAGCCUCCUUACCAUUGGCUUCCUCUUCAAGAAGCUUGGCCGGCAGCUCAGGUACCUGGCCGAGCUCUGCGGGGUCGGCACCGUGUCCCCGGGUGCUGGUGGAGGCGAGCCCAGGGUCCCGUUCCCCACCGGUGUGAAGCUGCUGUCCUACCUGUACCAGGAGGCCCUGGACAACUGCAGCAACGAGCACUACCCCGUGCUGCUGUCCCUGCUGAAGGCCAGCUGCGAGCCCUACACGAGGUUCAUCCACGACUGGGUAUACAGUGGGGUCUUCCGGGACACGUACGGCGAGUUCAUGAUCCAGGUGAACCACGACUACUUGGGCUUCCGAGACAAGUCUUACUGGACCCACGGCUACGUGCUCAUCUCCAAGGAGGUGGAGGACUGCGUCCCUGUGUUCCUGAGGGACAUCGCCCAGGACGUGUACGUGUGCGGGAAGACCAUCAACCUGCUCAAGCUCUGCUGCCCGCGGCACUACCUGUGCUGGUCGGAGGUGCCCGUGCCGCGGAUCUCGGUGCUGUUCUCGCUGGAGGAGCUGAGGGAGCUGCAGAAGGCCUGCGCCCUCUACGUGGGCCGCAUGGAGCGCGUGGCGCGCCACAGCUCCGUCAGCAAGGAGCAGCAGGAGUUGAGGAUGGAAAUUGCAAAACAAGAGCUGGUCGUCCACGCGUGGGAAGCAGCGUCCAGGGUGCUGCGUGAGCUCAGUGAUCGGCAGAUGUCCGAGCGCAUGGCCUUGGACGCCCGCAAGCGGGAACAGUUUCAGAAGCUGAAGGAGCAGUUUGUGAAGGACCAAGAGCGGCGUCGGGCGGCCCGGCAGGAGGAGCUGGACGACGACUUCAGCUACGCCCGAGAGCUCCGGGACCGGGAGAAGCGUCUGCGGGCCCUGGAGGAGCAGCUGGAGCGGACGGCCCGGCAGGCGCUGGUGGAGCACUACAGCAGGCUGUCGGGGGAGGCUGCCCGCCGGGAGCAGAGGGCCCUGUGGCGCGUCCAGAGGCACCGGCUGGCCAGCGCUCGGCUGCGGUUCCUUUCCGAAGACCAGAAGCACUUGCAGGGGAUGCUGAAGGAUAUGGCAGAAGGGAAGGAGCCCCCCGCGCCGACACCCCUCCGUGCAGAGCCCCAGGCCUCCUCUCCAGAAGGCAGCCCCGGCCCGGAGCAGGCAGCGCAGCGCCUUGCGGCGGCCUCGGACAGCCCCAGCAGGCCCCUCCCAGCGGCCCUCGAGUCGGCCCCAGGAGAGACCUGCAGCCCAGAGCCCAGGGUGGUGCUGGGGCCGUUCUCUGAGGGCCUCAGCAUCGGCGACUUCUUGCCCCCGCCUGGGCGCCCCGAGCAGCCGCCCUGCGCCGCGAAGACCCCCGUUCUCGAGGAGGCACUGCAGACUAUCGGCUCAGACCUGCCCCUCUCCCCUGCGGGGCCGCCAGACUACGACUUCAGAACCAUCCUGAGGCCCGCCUUGGCCACCCUGGCUCCCCCGGGGCCCCUCCAGACUGCAGGGGCGAGUGGAGGCCUUCCGGGGGAGCAGAGUGGGCCUGGCCCCGAGGGGCAGGUCGCGGAGUGGGACCUACAGCAGAGCCAGGCCGUGGAGCAGCCCCCGGGACUCAUGCUGGAGGGUGGGGACGGCAAGCAGGGUGAGGCUGCUGGGAGCGCUGCCCCCCGGCCCCGCUGGAACGUGCACGGGCACGUGUCCGAUGCCAGCAUCAAAGUUGGGGAGCACGUGUGGGACGUGGCCCCCUCCCGGCCCCGCUGGAACGUGCACGGGCACGUGUCUGAUGCCAGCAUCAAAGUUGGGGAGCACGUGUGGGAUGUGGCCCCCUCCCGGCCCCGCUGGAACAUGCACGGGCACGUGUCCGAUGCCAGCAUCAAAGUCGGGGAGCACGUGUGGGACGUGGCCCCCUCCCGGCCCCGCUGGAACGUGCACGGGCACGUGUCUCAGUCCCAAGUAAGCCUUGGGGUGCUCUCCCAGGAAGUCCAGCCCAAGAGGCCAGUACCACAGGGGAGCCCGUGUGAGGGGGAGUCCCACGGCCUGGGACCUCUGAGCCCUGUCCUGGGAGCACCGAUCCCUGGCCCAGGAGCACAGCACCCUGACCCGGGAGCACCAAGCUCUGACCUGGGAGCACCAAUCUCUGACCUGGGAGCACAGCACCCUGACCCAGGAGCAUCGAGCUGUGACCUGGGAGCAUCAGUCUCUGACUUGGGAGCACAGCCCCCUGACCCAGGAGCUCCAAGCUCUGACCUGGGAGCACCGAUCUCUGGCCCAGGAGCACAGCACCCUGACCCAGGAGCGCCAAGCUCUGAUCUGGGAGCACCAAUCGCUGACACAGGGGAACUGAUCUCUGACUUGGGAGCACAGCACUCUGACCUGGGAGCACCAGUCUCUGACUUGGGAGCACAGCACUCUGACCCGGGAGCACCAGUCUCUGACUUGGGAGCACCAGCCUCUGACUUGGGAGCAUGGCACCCUGACCCGGGAGCACAGGCACCUGCAGACAGUCCCUGGGUGCAGGCUGCUGGCUCAGACAUGGGCUGCAGGGAAGAGGCGGGCCCAGAGGCCCAGCCGGGUGCCCUGGGAGACAGUGUCCCCCAGGAUGCUGGUCAGUAGCCCGGAGCUGUCCUGGCCGUGUGGGCCCAGGGGGAGGGCUGGGGAAGUUGUGGACUGCUGUCCUGACAGCCCCCUCUCUGUGCCCCAGGGAAGACCAGGGACACCGAGGACCCUGCUCCAGGAAGGCCUCCCAGCUCUCAGGGAGGAGCAGCUGCCCAGAGCAGCCCCAGCCUUGGGUCCCAGCGGCAGCAGGACCUGGAGGAGGAGGAAGCUGAGGCCCUUCGCAGGGAGCAGGCC
Messenger RNA from Sorex araneus (European shrew), 4196 nucleotides. Its product is annotated as polyamine deacetylase HDAC10. Gene Ontology annotation, cellular component: histone deacetylase complex; gamma-tubulin complex; centrosome. NCBI's taxonomy places the organism in Eukaryota, Metazoa, Chordata, Mammalia, Eulipotyphla, Soricidae. The transcript has 17 exons. The record is from RefSeq and is a predicted model, not a curated record. Bases 57 to 3959 code for a protein of 1300 amino acids. Gene Ontology annotation, molecular function: histone deacetylase activity; microtubule minus-end binding; gamma-tubulin binding. Gene Ontology annotation, biological process: mitotic cell cycle; meiotic cell cycle; microtubule nucleation.